Hypanus sabinus (Atlantic stingray) is the source of this 1519-nucleotide messenger RNA. RefSeq names its product complement C1q-like protein 3. Lineage: Eukaryota; Metazoa; Chordata; Chondrichthyes; Myliobatiformes; Dasyatidae. Gene Ontology annotation, molecular function: protein binding. The transcript has 4 exons. Bases 50 to 619 code for a protein of 189 amino acids. The record is from RefSeq and is a predicted model, not a curated record.
UUCAGCACUUCAGCAGCAAGUUAGACCGAGACUGGGGGCAAGAGAGAGCAUGGCGUCCACAAAACUGAGAUAUCUGGUGUGUUUAAUCCUCCUUCACACAUGGACAUCGGAAUGUCUUGGAGAAGAUUUUCAGAUGUCUGACUUCGAAACACCUGGAGAGCAGAAUGUUUUGGAGUUUCUCCAGCAGGCAGUGAACAAACUGAGACCCGGGUCCAGUCUGAGUCCAAGUGCUGAAAUUGUCUUUGAUGUCCAGCUCCAAGGAAAAGGGCAUAUUGUGAAACCAGCAAAUCCCAUCAUCUACGACAUAGUCAAUGUGAACAAGGGUAAUGGCUACAAUCCCACAACUGGGAAGUUCAUCGUCCCGAGGUGUGGUCUGUAUUUCUUCAGCUAUUCGUCACUCCCGACCAGAGGGACAGCAACUGACAUUCAGCUCAUGAAGAAUAACAAUGUAGUUAGUUUGAUCCACAGUGUCCUGCCCAAGAGUAGUUCCCAGCUGUCCAUGAGAAACAAAAUCCUUGAACUCCACAAAGGGGAUGAGGUGUGGGUGCAACUUAUCACUGGCACCCUGUGGAGUGAAACAGGCUCCCUCAGCUUCCAGGGCUUCCUACUGGGGCAGUAGGGUGUCCCAGCAUGCUUUGCCUCUGCAUAAUCUUCAUGCACUGCAGUUGAAAAUGCUUCACACUGGCAGGUCUGUUAUUGAAUAAACAAGAAAAGCUCAUUGGGAAUACAUUUAGCUAAUGGAUUAAGUGAGACAGGGAGACAGACAAGCAUUGGCCAGCAAUAGAUGAGAACUGGAACGUUGACUUUGUUAAAGCAUCUGAAGGCACAAAACUGGAAAUACGCCUCCCGGGAGUAGGAGACGAUUCAGCCUGACCUGUGGGUUGUGCUGAGCCCAACCUCAGAAAACAUGGUCCCAGACCUUCACCGUUACACUUUGUAAGGAUAUUGUAUCCUUUCGUCAGCUUUCCUCCUCCCAAACACAGGCUCAAUGAGCUAAUGUCUCCUCACACAACACAACCCCCACCCCAUCCAAGAUAUCAACGUUGUAAGCCUUUGUUGCAUUCAUGUACUCCAGGCAAAUCCCUUCUUAUGCUGAGCUACCAAACUACACAAUAUUCUCAUGGACUGUCCCUGUACAUCAAUCUUCAUGAUCGUUGUGUAAGGUGACAAGGUUGCUGUGAACACCGACAAAUUACCACUGUUAACAAAUAAGCACAUUUGGGUUUUUGUCUCCUGAAGUGAUUUUCCACAUUUUAUUCCAAACACCAUGCUGUUACUGUUCCCAGUCUGUUUUCUUCACCCUGAAGUCUCUCUGCAUCCUCCUCAUAGCUCCCACUGAUAUCUGACGUAUUCAGAACGUGACCAUAUCCUGUGGCGAGCAUCCACACCUCUCUUCUAACACACCACCAUCCAUGUGUAAUCCAUGAAUUACGUACAGAUGAUGAUCCCGCAAAGGUUACUCUAAUGACUGUAAUUUCACUGGCUGAUGUAGCUGACUGCUGAAUUUGUGAAUGCAAAA